Molecule: messenger RNA, 5634 nt
Organism: Copidosoma floridanum
Lineage: Eukaryota; Metazoa; Arthropoda; Insecta; Hymenoptera; Encyrtidae
Biological process (GO): negative regulation of protein kinase activity; protein dephosphorylation
Molecular function (GO): cation binding; protein serine/threonine phosphatase activity
Source: RefSeq, a predicted model, not a curated record
AGUAUAGUGACUAGUGCGUUGCAGUCUACCAGUGCUCUUCCUUUCUCGCGUUGACUCGUUCGCACAAUAUAUGUAUAUCAGUUCCCCUUGAGUGCCAAAAGUGUAUAGAAUUGUUGAGUGAUUAAUUGUGCUGCCGGUGGUUGAUUGAUUAAUUGCACUUGCUCGUCGGAGAGCACAAGAUAGACGGAGGAAGUGAAGGUACAUCAUCAUCAGCAUCAACAUGAUGGACAUGGCGGCAAUGGAUUUCUCGUACGACGGUGACUACCUGGGCGCGUACCGGUUCUUUUUGGAGCACUUUGUGGCCAACGUCUGCAGACCCGACGACCAACUGCCCGUCAGCAUGAACCACAAGAAAGUCUUGGAGUGCGAGGUCGUUGGCGAGAUCGCCAAUAUAACCCUCCAGCACUUGAAUCAGAGGAUAUGUCCUCCCAGUUUACAGGCCUAUUUGGUAAAGUUAGUUAUAGAAGAGUGUAAAAUAAUGUUCAAAAAACAGCCAGAAGAAUGUGGCUAUAAACCUCAAGAGAAAAAUUUUUCCUCAUUAAAAUUAAUGCAAGCUGUUACGAAUAAAGUGAAUGAAAUAUGCCAGCGUUACUUGGACAAUAGUAGAUUAGCGUUACUGCCUCCACCUCCGUCCACUCCGCUACCAUUAACUUCCUCUUGGGCAAUUAAGAACAAGAGAAGAAAAAUGGAAGAUCGUUCUGUAGUUUUACAUGAUCUACACACUAUGUUCAGUAUUAAGGAUGAAGCUGUUGUUAAUUAUUAUGCAGUAUUUGACGGUCAUGGCGGACCAGAGGCUGCGGUAUAUUGCGCAUCGCACCUUCAUCAGUAUUUAGUAGAAAGUCCGUUUUAUCCUGCAGACCCAGAAAAUGCCUUACGCGACGCUUUUAGGACUACAGACUCUAGAUUUACAGAAAAUCAUUCCGACUCAAACGGAGGUUCAACUGCCGUGUGUGCAUUAUUGUAUAAUAGAACUUUAUAUGUUGCCUGGGCAGGGGACUCUCAAGCCGCACUAAUUAGGGAGGGAACUGGUAUAGAAUUGACCAACCCUCACAAGCCGCAAAGAGCGGAUGAAAAAAAAAGGAUAACUGAUUUAGGAGGACAAGUUAUUCAUUACGGCACGUGGAGAGUUAAUGGCAUUUUAAGCGUUUCGCGAGCGUUAGGAGAUGCCAAGCACAAGCCUUACGUCUCGGACGAGCCCGAAAUCGUCAAGAUCGAACUCGACGGCACCGAGGACGCCUUGAUCAUCGCCUGUGAUGGAUUUUGGGAAUCGGCGGACGAGAGCAUCGCCGCCGCCCUUUUUUACAAUUUCAUUUCUUCCAGAGACUGUAACUACAGCUCGGUGAGCUCGACGUUGGUCGGCUGGGCCCGUCAGAACCACAGCACCGACAACAUAUCGGUGAUCGUCGUCUACCUGACUCCGCCCUCGGAGAUAGCGGCCAAGCCUUACGCCCAACCGCGGCCCGCGCAAGCCAGCUCCAUGGAGCCCGGCCAUCCCCAGCACGAGCAGCCCCAGCAGGAGCGACCCUUCGACCCCCUCGACUUUGGCUUCGCGACCAAGCCGCUCCCUGUUACCACCGAGCACCAGUCCAACGGCAACGACGUGGACUACCGCCUGUUCGGCUCGGGGCUCGAGCCCGUCAACGGCAAGCACAGGCCCAAACCGCCCAAGUACAACAUGGACGAGGAGGACGACGACGAGGACGAGGAUGACGAGGAGAACGAGGAGGUCGACCUUGGGCCCGAGACUAACGUGGACGCGGUCGACGAGGCAGGGCCCGAGGAGUUUGGCAAGUUGGACCAGGCGAUGGGCCAGAGCUACUCGGACGAAUUUUUCGGGAAGACGCCCGGGACCGGCUUUGACGGGGACGCUGCUGUGGCCGCCGCGGCUCGGGAGGAGAUCGACGAUGAUUUCUCGAUGGGCGAUGCCAACAAGCAUAAUCGUCAAAAUGAACUGAUUCCCGAGUUGGAUAAUGCAGAGGAUAGCGAAGACAGCGAGGGCGAGUGGAACUAUUACCGGCCGGGCGAGAGCAACGGUAGAGCCAGCGGCGAGAUAGCUCCAGCUGUGGUAACAACACCAGAGCCGGAAGUCGUCGAAUUCGCAGUUCAGCAGCAGCAUCCGAACAAGGACCCGGCGCUCGUCGAAAAGUCCGACCAGUGCGAGGAGGAGAAAGAGUCCUGCAGUCCAAAACCAUUCGAGGAAGAGGAGGAGGAGGAGGAAGACAGCAGCAGCAGCAAUAACGAGGACAAUAACCAGCUGCAGGCCGCCAGUGCCAGCGCCCCGGAACAGGAGCUCGACGCCGAGGACGUUACUGCCGAGUACGACGAGCUACACGACAACGAAACCAACAAACAACCCCAGACCGAGCUCAAGGACAUUGAUACUGAUGCCGAAACAACGAUUCCCGAGGAAGACUUACCCUUUGAUCAAGAUCAGCCUUUGAAUCCAUUUGAACAGUCUCUCCACUCCAAAGAUCAACAGCAACACUUCGAGGACCCUUUACAACCCGAAGAACAGCGGAAUCAACAACCAGCUGAAUUAGACCAACAUCUGGAAGAUCGAGAACAGCCAGAAAAGCAGGUCGAGCAGACUCUUCAGCACGAAGAGCCAAUAGCGCAACGAAAAAAGUCGGAAGAGGAGCUUCUGGAUAGCGACGAAGACAUGGAGUCUCACCUAAAUCCAGACGCGGCUGAAUUCGUACCCACCGCCAUUCCUCCGCAUGUUAAAGACACGAAAAAUGAUUUAAUCUCCGGCUCACCUCUCAAGCAGCCGCAAAGCGCCCUUAAGGACCGCCUGAUACCUAGCGAGAAAGAAUUCCACGAAGAGAUUUGUCACAGACCAGGAGAGCUCGAUGACAGCACGAAAAGUGACUACUCCAAUGGCAGCUCUUCACCUCAGAAGAGCGCCAACGUUAAUCUGUUUGGCACUCAUCUCGACGAAAAGCCGCUGACCGCGACCCCCAUUAAUCUCUUUGAUGUCUCAGAGAUAUCUUCGACCAAAGCCGAGUACGGCGACGAGUCGACCUUCUCUUUGGUUAGCGAGUUGCAAAAGACCGGUCACUCUAACAUGGAUUUCUCCUUCACGGGUUCGGAGCGCUGCGAGUUUGACUUUACAAAAGAUGCGAUGACCACCUCAAUGACUCCUGGUGACUUUAAGGCAGCCUUUGAGCAGGAGCCUGACUUGAAUAAAGUUCAUGAACUCAAGGAUGAGGACCUUUUAGAUGUGCAGAAUGGCUCGUUCGAGGAUGAGAAGAUGGACGGUGAAGCCGAAAUCGACGAUCUGUCCAAGGAAAAUAUCGAGCUGGACUUGCAGAACUUUGUGCCCCAGCAAGAACAGAACAGCGAGAUUUUUACGGCUGUUGUCGAGCAACGAGAAUCCGACAAUAAAGAUUUGUUCAUGAAUAUACGCAACAUCGAAAAUGACUUGAUUAAACCUGAUGCUUCUUCUUUGGAAAAUAUCAAGACAGAACCUGACUUACUAGCUUAUGACAACAGCAAUCCGUUUGGAGCUAAGUACGAACCAAACACUGAAUUGAACAAUGAUAUUGAGAAAGUCAUUGAUGGAUUGGAAAAAAUUGAAAUCAAGGAAGAAUCGGAACGCUGUCUCUUUGACAAUGACAGUACUUUGAAAUCUGGGGACUCUGAAGUGCAAACGAAUGUUCAUGAAGUUAUGCACAACCCCUUAGAAUUGAAUUUCGGCCCUUCAUCUACCGAACAAAAAACGAUUGAACCCGUUCUGGUAUCUCCCAUCAAAGAACCCGAAAUAAUGUCAAGCAAAUUUGAGGAGGAGAAUCUUAUGUCUACAUCUGUUGAGGGCUUUAAUCAAGAACCAAUUGCCGAACCUAAAGUCGAGUCUAUUUUAUCUAGCGACCACAUGGAAGUGAACCAUAUCGCACAACCUACUUCAGAAUGUGUGACCCCACGCUUAGAAGAUGUCAACGAUAAAGAUGUUUCUGAAUCUUUGCAGGAAUUCACUGGCCUCGAAAAACAACUUAGUGCUAAGAAGUUGGAUGAAAAAGAAAAUCUGCAACAAGCUCAAGAGCCUCAGACUUUGAAGGAGAGUCUCAUGGAUGAACAGAAAGAUAUUGAAGAUGUGACCCCAGUACCAGUAGACGAUGUCAAGCUUGAGGAAACUUUAGUAGUCAUGAACGAGCCAAGUAUCGUUUUAAACGAGCCUGUCGAAAGCAGCCUUUCCUCUGCAGCUCCAGUUGCUGAGACAGCCGCAGUGGUAGCUGUUGCAACUGCAACCGUUGCUUCCACCAUCGCCGCAGCUAAAUCUACCACGAAGACGACGACCUCGAAAACUUCUAAGCCGGGAGUCACUUCCAAGAUAGGUUCCAAGAGCACAACACCUACCUCACCAACAAAGGCUGGUGUCACAGCAAAGACUGGUACCUCCUCCACAGCUGCUACCAAGAAGCCAAAUGUCGCACCCCGUACGACAACUGCAAAACCAGCUGCCGGAACAGCUGCAACGAAAACCGCCAGUAGCACACUAAGCAAGACUAGCGCUCCGGCUAGACCAUCCACGACUACUAAACCAGCGACUACGACUACUGCCAGCAAACCAGCUUUAUCUGCAAGAUCCAAGUUGAGCUCGGUUACUUCAAAGAUUGGCUCGUUGCCCACGGACAAAAAACCAACAAAUGGUGAUGUCAAAUCCACUGGUGCCAAGCCAGCACAAACCUCCAGACCAGCUCCAAAACCAUCCACAACGAGCACAGCACCUAAAACGGGUCUAGUCAAAUCUUCUACAACCACACGGACGAGCUCUAUUAGUGCAACGGCACCCAAAGCUCCUAGACCAGCUUCGGCGGUCACAGCAACGAAAACGACUUCCUCCAAAGUGAGUUCAUCCGUGAGCAGCUCAACAGGUGCUUCGGCUGCUACGAGACCGAAAACUGCACCUCCAUCUACACUCAAUUCUGUAAAGUCAAAGGUUGGAGCAAAUACUGCCAAGUCACCUGUAAGCGACAAGCAGAUCAAGGAUACAGCUAACAAGCAAAUAUCUUCGGCACGCAGCGCCACUUCUACCGUCGCUAAAUUACGAGUAUCCUCGGUGUCUAGCAGCAACACAACCACAACAAUAACCAAGCGCACAUCCUUGGCUCCUAAGUCGCCAGCCCCUAACGGGGUAAGUUUACCUGCGAAGAAGAUGACUUCAAAGACUGUGGCCGCCAAGACCAUCACCUCAAAGAUUUCAUCCACCAUGAAGAGCAGUAAUACGGUUACAAGCACUACCACUUCUACAGAGACCAAAGUUGUAGAAAAUGGCAUCACUAAUACAGAAUCAAUCGACAAACUAGUGCAGAACGUAAAAAUAGAUGACAUCUGUUUCGCAAAAGAUACUCCGCACAACAUCGAUGUGCUCAUCUCCGUCAAAGAUUAAGGCACACGCAUGGCAACAGAGAGAGGAAAAAAUUUCCUUUCCUACUUUUUUUAUUCAUCAAUGUAAUGAAAAAUGAAUGUUUUUCCUCUUUUGAGAGAAAUCAGGACACAUCUCCUUUUUUGUAUUAAGUUUCGAAGGACAGAUACUCCGACGCGCAUUCACAGUAGUAGUUAGAGAGAGAAAGAACGUUAAUUUGGAAACUUUUUUUAAUAUACUCACAUAAAGAAAAAGAUUAAAAAAAAACAAAA